GGCUGCUGUUUGAAGAAACAUGUCCCCUCACCAUAUGGUACUGGAUGCAACCAAGUUCUCAGCCUCCCAUCACCGCAAAUUACCUGAAAGAGGUCCUUAAUAUUCUUGACUGGAAGCCAACUGAAUGGCAACGAAGAUGCGAUAUAUGCGACAGUUUUCUAACGAUGAUUAUGAUGGUCUCGCCCUUACCCUACAUGAGAAUAACGCCAGGAAUGAGCGUAAAUAAAAAAGGGAAUUCAUUGCUACUUGGUGGUAUCAGGGCUACAUACAAAUGCCGACGGCUUAAUUUUGGAGAGACUUGCUGCUAGCACGGCUAAUUGAGCUGGCUCCGAUUCUUGCUCUUUUAGUAUGCUUGGUCGAAGCCGGAGGAUCAUCAGCGCUGUCAUUUGUGUGUGCGAAGCUCCACUGUGCAGCAUUGUGGAACUCAGCUUCAUCAAACAUGGCUGAUGUAUCAGAAUCCUCCAGGAUGAUAGUGGGCUCAGAGGUUGCCUCAUGUUCGGAUGUAGAGAGGAGUUCCAAGCAUGCUUGCGUGUGUCUAUCAUUUGCAGAUUUGAUAAACUCAUCCCUUCAUUCCUUUGCCCAAUCCCGCGCAUUUCUAUACGCGCAUGCCCCG
Molecule: messenger RNA, 613 nt
Organism: Blastomyces gilchristii SLH14081
Lineage: Eukaryota; Fungi; Ascomycota; Eurotiomycetes; Onygenales; Ajellomycetaceae
Exons: 1
Coding region: 45-308 (87 amino acids)
Source: RefSeq, a predicted model, not a curated record